This is a messenger RNA of Toxorhynchites rutilus septentrionalis, 1390 nucleotides long. RefSeq names its product lipase member H-A. The transcript has 8 exons. The record is from RefSeq and is a predicted model, not a curated record. Gene Ontology annotation, molecular function: lipase activity. Bases 349 to 1305 code for a protein of 318 amino acids. Lineage: Eukaryota; Metazoa; Arthropoda; Insecta; Diptera; Culicidae.
CCGUCGGAUCGCGUUGUAUCGAUCGGAUCGUAUCGUGCGGUGUUCCUCAGUAUUCUAUUAUAGUAGCGUCACUUUGUAUGCUGUGCAACAACGCGCGCGAUUAUAAACGCAUCGGUCAUCCCGCCAAAGUGCAACCUGUUCCGUCGCUCUGAACCCAUGUGGUUCGCUCCGUUCGAACUGUUGGUGUUUCUUUUUUUUUUCCCGCUGCUGAAGGAAUGCUCUUGGUUUUAAAGUGCAUAAAUCUGCUAUGCUAAUGAUAGUAAUCAAACGGCAAGUGCGUAGUGUAUGAUUAAACGUUCGCGUUGCUUUCAAACAGUGUCGGUCAAGGUGGUUUAUUAGACGACAACGAUGAUGAAAAAAGUGAAAAAUCCAAGACUAUGGGUUGGUCUGCGACCAACCAAAGCGCAACUGGGAACAGCAAAGUUCAUGUUUUUCUACGGGUCCAAAUUCGAUGAACAUGAGGUGUUCGAUCUUGAUGAAGCGGAGAAAAUUGUACGUCACGCACGGUUCGAUCCCGAUAAGAGAACAGUUAUGUACUUCCACGGAUAUAUUGAGUCACCGGAAGUGGAGAGCGUGCACGUGAUUGUGGACGCGUACCAGAAGCGCAACGAUCACAACUUGAUCGUGCUGGAUUGGACACAACUGGCCGAUGGAAACUAUCUGCUGGAGGCAGUGCCGAACUGUAGAAAACUAGGACACAAACUAGGGUCGGUGUUAUUAGCUAUGAUCGCUGCCGGUUUGGAGGCUGACAAGCUGCAUCUGGUGGGUCAUUCACUAGGGGGUCAGCUAGCAGGUUACGCUGGACGAACUGUGAUAUCAUCAUCAAAAAAGAAGAUCAAGCUAAAAAGGAUUUCCGCACUGGAUCCAGCCUUUCCACCGUUCUAUCCCGGAGUUAUUGUAACGCACCUGAGUGACAAAGAUGCAGAAUUCGUGGACGUCAUUCACACAGAUGCUUGGUUGUAUGGGGCGCCAGUUAGUACUGGGACGGCAGAUUUUUGGCCGAACAAUGGCAAAACUCUCCAGCCAGGAUGUCCCAAAAGAAACUACAAGCCACUAACAGAUAAUGACCUCUGUAGUCACCGCCGCUCGUGGUGGUUUUGGGCAGAAAGUGUAGCCAGAGCAUCGUCUUUCCACUCGCUGCGAUGCAAGAGCUGGAGCGAUUUCAAGGAAGGAAAAGUGGUCCGAUCAUCCCAGAUGGUGCACAUGGGCAUUGAUUGUAGUUUAGACGCGAAGGGUGAUUACUAUCUGCAGACAAAUGGGAGUCCGCCCUAUUCCAAGGGUCUGGCCGGAACAAAGUACGAAUAGCGUAGGAUUUUACCGAUCGACAAUAACAUGCUUAGAUUACUACAAAAAGGGCGUAAUAGAAGCAAUGCUACUUCCAAGUUCAAAA